AUGUCCUUUUUUAAAAAGGACCGUACUAGAAAAUCCAGUCGUGGGUCAAGCUCGUCCCACUCCAGCAAUGACAGCGAUAUUCAGAACGAUGGUUCGGAAGGACGUGGGAAUGGAUCUUGGUUACAAGCGACGAGCAGUCUCCGUCCGACAAACGGGACGUCAAAAAUCAGUAGCGGACGGUUAUUGGGUGGUUCUACUCACCGGUCAGAUGAUGAUAGCACAGAGACCCGUCAGAAUGAAGACAACGCUGCGAGAGCAGCAUCCUCAAAGCUGCACUCAAUAGAAUGCCAGAAGCAUCCAGGACACAAAGAAUUUAUCCCUGUUGGUAAGCUUCAACCCCAUCACUUGCCUCCCCCUUAUCGAACCGAAAACUGGGUAAGAUUCCUCAGACUAAAGGGCGAGGAAACCGUGCACAUUUCUGUGUCCUAUACAAGUAACAACAGACCGGAGGAGCUUGGUUUUCAAGACUUGAGAGGAACAACCAAGGUGCGCAUAGGUAGCGGUACUGCUUUCAUUAUGAACAUGGAGAACACUGAAGAUUGCUACUGUGGUGAAAUAGAGGGCGCGCAUAAAGUCAGCGGCAGUUUCAAGGUGAUGACUGUUGCACACGUUGUUUUUGAUGAUGCCGAGGCACAGAGCACGUUUAUUAAAUUUUUCUUAGACGAUGACAGCGAUAGCACUGCCGUGGUAACCGCUAGAGGUGAGAGGGUCAGUCACAUAGACAUUCAGAGAAAUAGAUCGGUUAUUGAGUGCAGGACUCAUGACCUCACCUUGUUCCAGCGGCUAUCAAAUUCCAGGAAUGAACGAAUGCGAUUGAUACAGAACUCUCUGUCAACCGAGGUUAACCAUGAACCAAUGGUUGUGUUAAUUUCACACCCUCAUGGGAUGUCCAAAUGCGUUUCCAUAGGCAGGCUUCUGGCUAUUCAGGAAGAGGGUGAUGUCAAGACAACCCAGGAGGGAGUUGAGCUGAUUGGCUGUUUUCUAGCUUAUGACACACCCACAUGCCCCGGAGCAGGUGGGGGUUCCAUAAACUUGAUCGGUAAAGGGGAAGUUUGUUACGCCUUCGCCCCUCAUUGUGCUUCUCACAGUGAUGGGAAAAAUACAAGUGGUCUGGGCUGGACCAAGUAUGUUAAAUCUCUGGAGCUUAGGCGUUAG
Messenger RNA from Candidula unifasciata, 1155 nucleotides. NCBI's taxonomy places the organism in Eukaryota, Metazoa, Mollusca, Gastropoda, Stylommatophora, Geomitridae. The record is from the annotation of a GenBank genome assembly.